Molecule: messenger RNA, 5461 nt
Organism: Formica exsecta
Lineage: Eukaryota; Metazoa; Arthropoda; Insecta; Hymenoptera; Formicidae
Product: PR domain zinc finger protein 15-like
Exons: 10
Coding region: 848-4921 (1357 amino acids)
Biological process (GO): regulation of transcription by RNA polymerase II
Cellular component (GO): nucleus
Molecular function (GO): DNA-binding transcription factor activity, RNA polymerase II-specific; RNA polymerase II transcription regulatory region sequence-specific DNA binding; zinc ion binding
Source: RefSeq, a predicted model, not a curated record
CCGCCAUUUGUACGCGCCAUCUGGCACUGGCAGUGACAAAGUACCGAAUAUAUCGUGAAUCCGCAGUUUCAUUGAGUUUCCUUUCGUCGAAGACUUUGCUAUCAUUCUUCUCGUGUUGAUGUUGAUGCGCGACAAAUCUCGCGAGCACGUAGCACGUCUUCGGGUGUUCCGAGGUUGAUAUUCGUUCUGCUUUGAAAAUUAAUUUAUCGCAAACCUAACCUCAAUUCUUGAUUUUCGAUUUGAUAGUCAUAUUCUACGGAACAUUAAAUUUGAACUUUUUAUCGUAUGAGAAAUUAAUAUUUAAUCCUAAUAUUCGACUGUUAAACUUAUUUUUUUGAUAAUACUUUUUUUAAUUAUAAAACAAAAAAAAGGAAUUAUUUUAAUGGAUAUUUCUAAGUAGAGAGAUUUUGUGUUGUGCUAUUAGUUCAGGAAUAUAUUCAUAGCAUAUAUUCAUAGAAUUUGUAAUUAAAGUUUCCAAUGAAAUGAAAACCCCAUUUAGAAUCUAUGAUUCUUUGUACAUAUUUAUUACACAAUAAUCCUUACUAACAUUGGUAUUGAGGAUGAAGUGCUUUCUGUAACAUUAGCAAUUUUGCUAGAAAUUGAUUGGUUCAAAGUUGCAGUACAUCAUAAAUGGAAAGGUGAUUAUAGUAGAUACUAUCAGAAUGCAUAGCAGCAAAACUGCAGCCGGCACUGAAUUUUUCAGCAAUUAAGAAAACAAAGGAAGAGUUAAAAAAAAUAAGAGAUGCAACUGCUUGAUAUCGAUAAAUUAAGAUUUUAGAUUUUACAGCAAAAAAAUAUACAGAAGAUAUCGGACUAAAAUUAGCCACAUGCUGGAGAGCAAGUUUAAAUGAUUCUGAAAAAAAUGCCAAACUCUGAAAUCAAUAAGCGGGAUCAUAAUUAUAGUGAAUCGGAACCACCUCAGAAUGCCAACAAUUCCGACAGUAGCACUAUCAAUAGGGAAUCCAAAAUGGCGCCUAUUGUGGGCCAAAUUAAGGAUAUCGAUGAGCUGAAGAAGAUUGCGCCACGCGUUCGACUACAAGAUGCUAAGAGCCUAAAUGAGUUGACAAGGAUCUCAUCCUUAAGUAACAAUAACAGUAAAUCACAGCAAAGCAAGGUGUCUGUUUCUGAAAGGACUCAGCAAGAAUUAAAAAAAUAUUGUCGUACUUGUGCUGGUUUAAAAUUACCCUUGGUGGACAUCUUUAGUGAGAAAGGUAUCAAAUUGCGAUUGAGCCAGCAAAUCAAGCAUUUGGAAGUAAAUCCUUACGAUAGCCUUUCUACGCAGAUGUGCAUGGACUGCAUCUGUGAUCUUAAAAUGAGUUACAAAUUCUUCAUGCAGAUCAAAAAGGCCGAGGUAAAACUCAAAUCUAUUCACGUCAACUUGACAACCGAUAACGUCACAAAAAAAGCGGAACCGAUUAAUGAGUCUUUGAUAACAAAACAGAUAAAGCAACCAUCCUCUUUAGAAACAAAGCAAGAGCGCCAAUCACUUUCCACAAUCCAAGAAAAUUCAUCUUUAUCAUCAACAAAGCAAGAAAGCCAAACAAUUAUGAAAAAUCAAGAAGACAACUCUGCUCCCAAAAUUUGUGCUAUCUUUUCAUUGAAUAACGAGUCAAAGAUGGAAGAGGAAGAAGCACGGGUGGGCGGAGGAAUCUUCGAGGAGAUAGCAGAGGGAGAGGACGAAGAAUCCAUCGAAGAAUUUGAUCCCGAAGAUCCGGCUUUUCAGGAAGAUGAAGAAGAAGAAGAAGAAUUUUCAAGAUCUCCAGCCGCUGUUUAUAAGUAUGAUAUGUUGGCAAAGUCUUAUGUGAGAGUGGAAGGAGGUGAGGAGGUAAUCUCCAUGAAAUCUGGGAUUUCCCAGACUUCAGAGGGUGAAGGAGGAGACAAUCAAAGAGAGGGAAUGAGACAACCAAAUAUCCUGAAAAGAAGAUUAUUGAUGUCAACAACAACGAAAAGUUGGGAGAAGGAUGAGAUGCAGAAUGAGGUGGAGAGUACUCCGAGGGAGUGCAAAGUGCAAAAGUUAGAUUUGAAUAAUCCACUGAGUGUAAACAAUACUCCACACGAGGACGGAAUUAUGUAUGUGACUGUAAAAGGAUCCAAACCCAACGAGAUUUUGUUGGUGAAGGUGAACGAAUAUGUCAAGAAAAUGGACAAACCCAUGGAAUCAAAACGUAUAGCAUCCUCCACCGAUCUCAAGCCCGUUGAACGUUUCCUCAAACGCUAUGAGCCCCUGGCAUCGCGGGAUUCCUUAUCUCGACGCUCUGAUGCCCGCGAGCAAAUAAUUGAGGAGCAAAUCGAAGAAUAUAAAAAGAAACGCGAGAAGGUCCUCGGAAAUCAAUCAGCAAAGACCUUUACCGUGAACGAGACGCAAAAAGAAGUACAAGAAGAAAAAAUUUGGACUACAUCAAGCCCCAAAAAGGUGGAAAAAGAAAUAAUAGUUUCAACAAAAGAAGAUGAAGAGAAAGAGAAGGAAGAAGAUGUGGAAGAAAGUGAAAAAGUCAACGAAAGUCAGGAGAAGGUUAAUGAUAGUACGAAGGAAUAUAUUUUGAAAUUAUCAAGAGAAAAACUGAAAUGGGAAGAGGCAAAGCAGAAGAAAGAAAGUCUGCAGAACCAGGAAUCAGACGAGACAUAUACCGAAGGCAAUUUAGAGAAAUUGAUGAGAAUCUUGGGAGAAAAGGAAAAGAAUUUGCAGGAAUUCCAGGAAUACUUGAAGCAGCGCAAGAUCGUUCUUACUCGUCUCAAGGACGAAGACGUAAUCUCUCUCUAUGAAGAACGUUUCUCUAUUACAUUGAAAUUACCUCCUAAACCCCUGCCGGAUGUUAUAGAGGUUCAAUCAUCUGUCAAUUCGCUUUCUAUAGAGCCUGAUCUGGAAUGUGAUUACUGUCCGGAAACUUUUUCCAAUCGCGAUAUUCUCGAAGAACACCUCAAAGUUCACGACUAUCGCAUCCUUCACUAUUGCGAUGACUGUGAGGAAGAAUUUCCAACUAACAAAGCGAAGAGAAAUCAUAAUGUUAUUUGUGUAAGAAAAUUAAUUUGCAAAUAUUGCGAUCUACUUUUGGAUUCCAGAGGGAAAAAACGUCAACAUGAGCAAAAACAUAUUGAUGCUCUUUAUGGACAACUUUGCGAAGUUUGCGGAGAAAGGUUCAAACAUCAGGGAACUCUGGAUCAGCACCUGAAAACACAACAUACGAUUUUAGAGAAAAUUUAUCAGUGUCCAAAAUGUCCAAAAAAAUUUGCUUUUAAGCAAAAACUAAGUUUUCAUCUAAAAUCGGUACACACAACUUUAAGAGCAUAUCUUUGUGAAGAUUGCGGUGCAGAUUUUAAGAAUCCUGCGAGUUUAAGGCAUCAUAGAAUCAGAAAACAUCAACCGGUCGGAAACAAGAGAGAAUGUCCCGUUUGCAGGAAAUUAGUGCCGUUUUAUAGUUUAUCCAAACACAUGCACACGCACAAAGCUUAUAGUAUUCAGUGCCCACAUUGUGACAAGAUGUUUAAAAAUAGCUCGACUUUGAAGCAACAUGUGAGGAUUCAUGAAGAUCAAAGACAAUAUCGUUGUGACACUUGUGGGGUUGGGUUUAAUCGAAGGGAUGGUUUGAGACUGCAUAUGAAAGUGCAUGAAAAAACGGGUAGUAGAGGCUUGAAAGAAUGUUCAUGCCAAGUUUGUGGAGAAAAAUUCCCGAAUCACUCCACCUUGGUGAUUCAUAGGAACAGAGUGCACAAGGAUGGCAGACAAUAUACAUGUCACAUUUGUAAUAGGUCGAUGAUUUCGACGAGAUCGCUCGAAUGGCAUAUGUCACAUAUCCAUAAUGAGUCGAUGCCAGGUGUUACUCGCGACGAGUCCGGUCCACCUGAAAAAAAACGGGUUUCCUGUUAUCACUGUAAUAAGACUUUCAAAACGGAGAUGAUAUUGCGUACACACAUCAAAAACACUCAUAUGGAAAAGGAUCCAAUGAAAUGCUCUGACUGCGACGAGACUUUUACAUCCGAAGUACGUCUACGGCAUCAUAUGAUGGUCGCGCACAACCGUCUCGAGGGCACUUUGGCGUGUCCCCACUGUCCGAAACGAUUCGUGAAUCAAUUAAGGCUAAAGACUCAUAUGAUUUCUCAUUCUGAGGAAAGGCCGUAUACUUGCGAGAUUUGCGGUUUCAACUUGAAGACAAAGAUCCAGUUGAUUAAGCACCAUCAGAAUCGACACAGCGAUGAGAGACCCUUGCAGUGCAGAUAUUGUUCCUGGCGGUGCAAGCAGGUGAGUGCCCUUGUCUGUCAUGAACGCACGCACACCAACGAGCGUCCGUAUUCGUGCAGUGUGUGUCGGCAGCGCUUCAAAUAUCUCGGCGAUAAAAACAAACAUGAGCGGCGUCACGAAAGCCUUGGCGGUUCGGGCUUCAAACGCAUUGUACCCGGAAGGAAUAUCAAACCAAAAGUACGCGCCGACGAUUCCUCUGGAUCCGAGCAAGAUCAGAGCUCAAUCAAGGAUUCUGUUAAUCAGCAGGACAUCCAGAUUGUUGAAGAGCAAUACGGAGAGCAACAGGAAGAGCAAUAUGAACAGGAAGAACAGAUUGUCAAAUUUGAACAAGAGCAGAUUGUGAAGUUUGAGGAUCCAGAAGAAUAUGAACAAGUGUAUGAGCAGGAGUAUGAAGAAACUUCGAGAGAGGCAUCAGAGGCUACAGAGGUGAUCAUGAACAUAGAGGAUUCCAAUGUGUACACGGAGGAAGUUACGGCCGACAAUAUGGAGCCUAGUCCUGAAAUCAUGACAGACGAAAUUAUGACGAACGAUAUUCUGCAAUCCGGUACCGCUGUAGUGCAUCUACAACGGCAGGACGAUACGGGGAAGAUUCAAGUGAUACCUGUGAUGCUAUCCUUGCCUGAUCUGUCUGACACGAAUGCCGAAGUUAAUCUCGCAACCGCGUCUAUCGUGUAUAACAAUUAGAUUUAAUGUUUUCGGUUUAUAGAAUCCUGUAUGAAUUGAAUGUACUCAUAAAAGAUCCCUGGAUCUUUAAGCCUUCAGAUCCUGUUUAACCUCUUUAAGCCCCGAAAGAUUAAAUUUUUAGUUUUUUGGGUAUGAUGGGAUACACAAGAAAUGCUAUAAAAAAUAUCAGGAUUUUUAUUUUAGCUUGAAUUUCUUUAUUUGUUGGAGAAAUAUUAUAGAGUCUAAGAAAUUCUCCAGGAUCUAAAAAACAUUCUGAUAUUUUUCUCAGAUUCUAAGAUAUUCUUGGAUUUAAGACAAGAUUUCUCAGAUUCUUUGGAUUUCUUCAAACUUUAUAAAGUUCUUGUAGAAUCCUAACUUUUAGAAAGAUUGCGAAAAGAAUCUUCAAUUCUUACAUCCUUAGUGAUCCCAUCAAGGCAGGAUAUAACAUAGGAUAUACUCUAUGGUAGUAUUCUAAUUCGGACCUUCCUCAUGAUAAGAACAAUGUUAGAACAAUUUAUGCAAUUUAUUUAGAGCAACUUAUAUCGAAGAAAACAAAAAAAA